AUGGACGGUCGUGGUUCAACAAUGAAUCUCAGAGAUGAACGAUCACGUUCAACUGACAGCGAUCGGAAAGGAAUGAUGGGAACACUAGGCAGAAAGAAAGAACAGAAAUUGGAGCAGUUACGGUCAGUAGCUCAAUCAGAAUAG
Molecule: messenger RNA, 144 nt
Organism: Haemonchus placei
Lineage: Eukaryota; Metazoa; Nematoda; Chromadorea; Rhabditida; Trichostrongylidae
Source: the annotation of a GenBank genome assembly